CUAGCAAGAACCAUUCUGCUGUAACCAUCAUGGACGACUUGUUCAGUGUUUUUGACGAUGCGCCGAAAUCCAAGUUUUUAACUUCGACUACUGUGAAAAAGGAGGACGUAAAGAAUGAAGAACCGACGCCUGAUGACAAUAGCGCCGGCGACUUUGUGCAAUCGAUUAUUGAUGGCAAACGAUCUCUGGAUGGCAAUUACGAAGAGGAACCAAGCAAGAAAAGGAAGACAUCGGACAUUUGGGACGACUUUGACCCCGCUGAAUACCUGCCGCACGUUCAUGUUCAUUCUGUAGAGGAGGUGGAAGGGUGCGUGCACGAGGUGGCAAUGCCAGAGGGGAUGGAAUACGUGCCCCUGAAACGGAACAGAGAGGGCCCUGCUGCACGAGAGUAUAGAUUUAUCCUGGACCCGUUUCAGAAGGAAGCCAUCCUCUGUCUUGAGCACAACCAAAGUGUCCUUGUGUCCGCCCACACCUCGGCUGGCAAAACAGUUGUGGCUGAGUAUGCAAUAUCACUGGCAUUUCAAGAGAAGCAGCGUGUUAUCUAUACGACGCCUAUUAAAGCACUUAGCAACCAAAAGUUCCGGGAGUUCACAGAUGAUUUCAAAGAUGUAGGUUUAAUGACUGGUGAUGUGACCAUCAACCCAAGCGCCAGCUGCCUCAUAAUGACAACGGAGAUCUUGAGAAGCAUGCUGUACAGGGGGUCGGAGAUCAUGCGAGAGGUCGGCUGGGUCAUCUUUGAUGAGAUUCACUACAUGAGAGACAAAGAAAGAGGUGUUGUCUGGGAGGAGACCAUCAUCUUGCUUCCAGACAAUGUGCGGUAUGUUUUUCUGUCCGCCACCAUACCUAAUGCGAAGCAGUUUGCCGAGUGGAUAUGUCAUUUGCAUAAACAGCCAUGCCAUGUAGUGUACACUGAAUAUCGCCCAGUGCCCCUGCAACACUACAUUUUCCCAGCUGGUGGUAGUGGUCUCUACCUGGUCGUCGAUGAAAGUGGGAACUUCAAGGAGGACAAAUUCAACGAAGCAAUGGCUUUGCUUCAGAAUGCGGGCGACGCUGCCAAGGGGGACUCGGCUCUUAAAGGGCGCAAGGGAGGAUUCAAAGGCGAGUCUAACUGCUACAAGAUUGUGAAGAUGAUCAUGGAACGCGACUACGCGCCUGUUAUUGUCUUUAGUUUCAGCAAGAAGGAAUGUGAGGCAUAUGCCACCCAGAUCGCCAAACUGGACUUGACCACUUUAAAAGAGAAGAAACUUGUGAUGGAGGUCUUCCAGAAUGCCAUGGACUCACUUUCGGAAGAAGACCAGAAGCUGCCUCAGGUUGAGCAGGUUCUUCCACUGCUGAAGCGAGGCAUUGCGGUGCAUCAUUCCGGCCUGCUGCCCAUCUUGAAGGAGACCAUCGAGAUUCUCUUUGCAGAGGGGCUUGUCAAGGCACUGUUUGCGACAGAGACAUUUGCUAUGGGACUCAACAUGCCUGCCCGUACAGUACUGUUCACAAAUGCAAGAAAGUUUGACGGCAAGGACUUCAGAUGGGUCACCUCUGGAGAGUACAUCCAGAUGAGUGGUCGUGCUGGGCGACGUGGUCUGGACGAUCGUGGCAUCGUCAUUCUCAUGAUAGAUGAGAAAAUGAGUCCAGCGGCUGGCAAGGACAUUGUCAAGGGCUUGCCCGACCCCAUCAACAGUGCUUUCCACCUGACCUACAACAUGGUGCUCAACUUGAUGAGAGUGGAAGAAGUGAACCCGGAGUACAUCCUGGAGCGGUCCUUCUUCCAGUUUCAGAACAAUGCAUCCAUCCCAGUUUACUACCAGAAGCUGCAGAAGCUGCAAGCGGAGCUGGAGUCGUACAAGAUUCCGAAUGAGACGGAGGUGGCCGCGUACUACAAGGUGCGGCAGCAGCUGGCCUCCCUCUCACGCGAGCUGCAAGCCUUCCUCACCAAGCCCCAGUACUGUGUCCCGUACCUGCAGCCUGGGCGCAUGGUCCAGAUAAACAAUGGCACUGAUGACUUUGGCUGGGGUGUGGUCAUCGCCUACUCAAAGAAGAAAGUUGUUGUCGCAAGAGGACAAUCUGGCCUCAAGGACCCUGUGGUGAUUGUGGAUGUUCUUCUCAACGUAUCCAAGGAAAGUGCCCAGACGAAACUCACGUCAAAGUUGACGCCUCCCAAACCGGGAGAGAAAGGGGAAAUGCAGGUGGUUCCCCUGACUCUUGACAACAUCACCAGGAUGAGCACUAUUCGCCUGUUCUACAACCAGGACCUCAAGUCUUCCGACAACAGGGCCGCAGUGCUCAAGUCUAUCAAGGAAGUUGAAGAGAGAUUUCCAAAAGGCAUCCCGCUUGUUGACCCUUUUGAGGACCUCAACAUUAAGGACAUCAACAUGAGAGAAGUUGUCAAGAAAAUCGAGGCCUUCGAGAACCGGAUGUACGCGCAUCCACUGCAUUCGAAUCCUGACCUUCCGAAGAUCUAUUCAGAGUAUGAGAAGAAAAUGAAGGUUGCGCAGGAGAUAAGGGAGGUUAGGAAUGAGCUCAAGAAGGCCAAGGCACUGCUCCAAAUGGAAGAGCUCAAGUGCCGCAAGCGAGUUCUCCGACGGCUUGGUUAUGCCACGGCUGCCGAUGUCAUGGAGAUCAAGGGCAAGGUCGCCUGUGAAGUCAGCAGUGCUGAUGAACUGCUUGUCACGGAGAUGAUCUUCAACAACAUGUUUAACGAGCUCAACGCGCACCAAGCGACAGCCUUGCUGAGCUGCCUCGUCUUCCAGGAGAAGUCAAACGAGAUGCCCAACCUCACCGAAGAGCUGUCUGGCCCUCUGCGACAGAUGCAGGACAUAGCGCGGAGGAUAGCACGGGUGACCAAGGACGCCAAGCUGUGCAUAGAUGAGGACACCUACGUCAACUCGUUCAAGCCACAUUUGAUGGACGUCAUCUACUCCUGGAGCAAGGGAGCCUCCUUUGCACAAGUCUGCGGCAUGACAGACGUGUUUGAAGGGAGCAUAAUUAGGUGUAUGCGGAGGCUGGAGGAAUUGCUACGGCAGAUAAUCCAGGCUGCAAAGUGCAUAGGAAACACAGAACUGGAAAACAAAUUUUCAGAAGCCGUCAAGCUCAUCAAGAGGGACAUUGUGUUUGCAGCCAGCUUGUACCUCUAACGACGACGUCUGCCGGGAAAGUUAACCGAGCAUGAUUUUAAUAACAAGUAAAUCUAUACAAUAAAUCGAAUAGCGGCAUGGACAAGCAGA
This is a messenger RNA of Dermacentor andersoni, 3215 nucleotides long. RefSeq names its product exosome RNA helicase Mtr4 (gene Mtr4). Gene Ontology annotation, biological process: maturation of 5.8S rRNA; RNA catabolic process. Gene Ontology annotation, cellular component: nucleus. The record is from RefSeq and is a predicted model, not a curated record. NCBI's taxonomy places the organism in Eukaryota, Metazoa, Arthropoda, Arachnida, Ixodida, Ixodidae. Gene Ontology annotation, molecular function: RNA binding; RNA helicase activity; ATP binding.